Messenger RNA from Raphanus sativus (radish), 1374 nucleotides. RefSeq lists its product as uncharacterized. NCBI's taxonomy places the organism in Eukaryota, Viridiplantae, Streptophyta, Magnoliopsida, Brassicales, Brassicaceae. The record is from RefSeq and is a predicted model, not a curated record. Bases 1 to 1374 code for a protein of 457 amino acids. The transcript has 2 exons.
AUGUCAUUAAAGAUCAGUGUUCAACUCCGUUCUCUCCGUCUUGCUACUCUGUCGACGACGAUGGCGGACCUUUUGCACCAGAGCCUCAAGUCAAUGUCUAUUGCCGAUGAGGAAGAACCACUGACGCUUCCUGACAGCCCUAGGUUCAGGGUUUUCGAUGAAAAUUCCACCAGCCUAUUGGGUAGGUUGUUAAACCCGGAUUGUCCACACAUGGGGAGAAUGAUUGAGUAUAUGCCGACGGCGUGGCGUGUUGUUGGAAGAGUCAGAGGCAUAUCUCUCUCGAGAGACCGCUUUCAGUUCAUCUUCCAGCGUAAGGAAGACCUCCUUACUGUGCUCAAGGAUAGACCUUGGUCCUAUAACAUUUGGGCUUUAGCUCUUGAACGAUGGACGGCAGACCCUCCUCCUUAUUUCUUGCAUUAUAUGGAGAUCUGGAUCAGGAUCAAAAACAUACCGAUGAAGUUCUUCACUGGUGAUACUAUGCACAGACUGGCGUCUGAAAUUGGUCAUGUUGAGUUGGUUGCUUAUGAUCCUAAAGUCUCUCACACAAAGGACUACAUCCGUGCUCUGAUAACCUUUGAUUCGGAGAAUCCAGCUAAACCUUCUUGCAAGCUUACAGUGAGCAAGGACAAAACAAAUGCUCCUAAACAGAACUCUCAGAACGCUACUCCCUCAUCUAGUGGUGAGAAAUCCCCCUCAGAGAUUAUCCCAAGCACUGCUAUGAAGGUGACUACUGAGGCUCCUCCUGGAUUUCCUGUGAUGUUCCUUGAACUUCCUCCUGAGGAACGGAAGGCAGCCUUACUCUACAUAUCUCACUCUGAUGCUACUGAGCGUCAAGCAAGGAUAAUGAGAGUCAGACAGGCUAUAGAGGAUCAAGGUCAGUCACAUGUUGCCACCUUAACGAGAUUCACUUCGAAUCUUGAUAAAGGUAAAGGACAUGUGUUCUGUUACCCGGAGUCAGAUCAAGAUCACUCUCCUCCAGCUUGUCAACGUGCUAGAACAACAGGCUCUUUGCCUUUGUUGGGAGAUCAAUAUGAUCAGGAGGGCUACUCUGAAACUGAAGGCUCUGGUAUAGCAUGCGACUCAGCGCCUAAUAUCACUACGGGUUUUGAGAUUGGUGUGUCUUCACAGACUCCAUCUGCCGGUGAUAGUAAGGUUGUGAAAGUUGCUCGUCGUAGACCUCCCUCGUGGAAGAGAAAAGCUCAGGCUCUGAAGUCCACCAUUCGUAUCACCUCUACUUCUGAUCAGGCGCUUAUCCCUCCCGAGUCUGGUAGUAAGCGAAAGACUGAGUCUGCUCCUAUGUCACCGUCCAAGAAAAGUUCAACUCCAACAACCAAUUCGGUGGCUUCCGGUUUGAAGCCGCUGCACAUCCAAUGA